GGUAUAUAUAGGAAAGCUAAUGAACAGAUUUUACACAGUUCGCCAUGAUCUUGACAAGCAUUAACUCCUUCCUUUUCGUUCUCGUUGCUCUCAAUACCAACGUUCUCUGCGCUCCAGCAUGGAACGCGCUUCCAAAAAUUAACGAAUGGAAUUCGCCGAACAAUCACACGUCGUACGAUCAAAUAGAUGAAUUGGACGAGGAUAGAAUCUUCGGUGGGGAAUACGCGAUGCAAAAUCAAUUUCCAUUUAUGGCCGUGGUCCAUCAAUUGAAGGGCAACGGGAGGAUCUCGCAGUGCGGUGGAACCAUAAUUUCAUCGAGAUGGGUAUUAACAGCGGGCCACUGUGUAGCGUCAGGCCCUCACCAAUUCCUCGUUGUUUUCGGUACCCGUGACAAAACCGGUAUAGCGUAUAAUUUUUAUCAAGGGCCCGGAGUGGCAAUGUUAACGACCCAAGCCGUACUCCAUCCCGAGUACAGAACAACCAUGAACGAUAUCGCGUUGCUAUACAUGCCGCAAAAUAUCCCAUUCGGAAACAACAUUCGACCAAUCCAAUUCGUCGGUAACAGGUACAACACAUACGCCGAUAAAACGGGGAUGGUGAUUGGAUGGGGCAAAGACGGCCCCACUGGAACCGGAACAAAGAGGCUGAAGUACGCCGCCGUACCGAUUAUCUCGAAUUACGAAUGCUCCAUGUAUUGGCCUGUCACGGAGGCACACGUGUGCACUUCGGCAGCGUACGAUGAAGACGCGUGUCAGGGAGACAGCGGUGGUCCACUGAUCGUGAUGAAAAAUAGGAAACCUUUUCAAAUUGGAAUCGUAAGCUACGGAGACGGAAACUGUCCUAGCAGCAAACCAGGAGUAUUCACUAGGGUCUCAAGUUUCGUUGAUUGGAUCGAAGAAGUUACCAACAUUCAUUUGUAAAAGAUAAUUUAUAAUAUUAUCACGAAUUAUAAAUUUUGUAACGUGUUUGUAUAGGGAGGAUUGGUUAAUAUUACGUAUUUCGUGUAUCUAUUGUAAUUAUGUUAUAAUUAAAUUGAUUAAUUGCAAUAA
Molecule: messenger RNA, 1049 nt
Organism: Apis dorsata (giant honeybee)
Lineage: Eukaryota; Metazoa; Arthropoda; Insecta; Hymenoptera; Apidae
Product: chymotrypsin-like protease CTRL-1
Exons: 4
Coding region: 45-920 (291 amino acids)
Biological process (GO): proteolysis
Molecular function (GO): serine-type endopeptidase activity
Source: RefSeq, a predicted model, not a curated record